AUGAGAGAAGGGAGGAACAGGGAGGAAGAGCAGAGAAGAAAGAAAGAGGAGAAGAGUGCGGAGGAAGAGGAAGACGGAUUAGAGAGAAAGAGGAGCGAAAGAGGAGAGAAAAGCAGGGCGGAGAAAGAAAGGAAAAAGGAGGAAGACGAGAAAGGGAAAGGGAAAGCGGCGGGAGAGCAGGAAAGGAAGGGGACACAGAGGGAGAAGGACGAAGAAGUGAAGGUAGAGAGGAAGAAGAGAGAGGAGUGGAAAGGGGGAGGAGGAGAGGGUCAGAGUAAGAAGGAGAAGAAGGAGGAGUAG
This is a messenger RNA of Knipowitschia caucasica, 300 nucleotides long. NCBI's taxonomy places the organism in Eukaryota, Metazoa, Chordata, Actinopteri, Gobiiformes, Gobiidae. The record is from the annotation of a GenBank genome assembly.